Messenger RNA from Cladocopium goreaui, 4724 nucleotides. Lineage: Eukaryota; Dinophyceae; Suessiales; Symbiodiniaceae. The record is from the annotation of a GenBank genome assembly.
AUGGAAGAAGCUCCUCUGGCAGAUGCGAGUGAAGGAGGCUGUGAAGAUCGAGUCGAAGGGACGAGCCAACUGGAAGCGGAAUCCGCGUUGGCUGAACCUCCUUCUGAGCUACGAGGUGGCAUCUCUGUGGGGUCACUUCGGGGCGAUGCGGCAGCGUCUGAGGAGCUCCGACUUCAUCCGCCAGGGCUAUGGGCUCGAGUCAACCCCCAAAGAGGAUUUGUCCAGAAACUCAAGCAAGCAAUGAAGGAUGCACGAGAGCGGCAUGUGGCUGUCACGGAGACCAGGGAACUACGCCCGAACUAUAUCGUCCUCGAGCUCUUUGCUGGAUGUGCGAGGCUCACUACGACAGCUGCAGACCGUGCAGGAUGGGAAACGAUGGCGCCGGUGGACAUCAUCUACGGCCAGGAUCUGCAUGAUGCGGAGACGCGGAAGGGAGUCCUUGAGGCAAUCAAGGAGGCAAAGCCUGACUUGGUUACGAUGAGUCCACGGUGCGGGCCAUGGUCACAGUUUCAGCGCAUCAACCCCAACAUUGACAAGGUGAUGGAGGACAGGAGGGAGGACAUCCCACUUUGGAGGUUCUGCCGCGAAGUGUGGGACGAGCAGACGAAGCAUGGUCGCCUGGCUUUGACCGAGAACCCAGCUCAAUCAGCGGCUCUGCUCAUGGACUUUAUGAUGGCGAGGCCAAACCUUCAUAGAGCCAAGGUGCCACAAUGUGCCUUUGGUCUAUGUGAUGUGGUUAGUGGGAAGCCGCAUCAGAAGUUCACGGCCUUCGAUGUGAAUGAUGAGGACAUGAAGGAGGCCUUGCUGGUAGGUGCAGUAUGUCAUCACACCCCCGAGGAGCACCAGGCGAUUGAGGGGAACGUCUUCUAUGAAGGACGAUGGCAACGAAGGUCAGCUCUGGCUGCAAAGUGGCCUCCUCGCCUUUGUGGACAACUUCGCAGAGAGCUGGAGAAAGCAGACUGGCGUGGUGGCCAGUAUGACUACGUCUUCUUUGAAGGGGUGGCGCGACAAGGUCCUCACAAGAUACGCCAAGCUUUGGCUCAUCUACAUGUGGUUUUGGGACACCCCUCUCGAGAACGCUUGGUGAGGAUGUUGCUGGUGAGUGGAGCGAGCCAGGCUGUGGUGGACAUGGUCAAGGGACUACGAUGUCAGAUCUGCCAAGCAGUGCGACCACCAGGAGCUGAACCCAAGGUGAAUGCACACCGUGCUACGAGGUUCGGUGAGAAACUGCUUGGGGACUCCUUCUAUGUGUGGGACAUCAAUGGGGAGAGGUUCAACGUGACGCACUUCAUUGACGCGCUCACGGAGUUCCACAUUGGGAAUGCCAGCAAGCAGGUCAGCGCUGAGUUCACGGCGGAGAUCUUGCAACAUCGGUGGUGCGGCAUCUCUGGGCCCCCAGAAGUUUUGCAGACGGAUGGCGGCAAAGAGUUUGUGGAGGUGGUGCAGAGAUUGCCCAGGCUCUUGGACUUUAGGCACGUAGGACAAGUUGAACGACACGGAGCAAUCAUCAAGCUUAUGAUGAUGCGGGUGAUUGCAUUGCACCAGAUUGCAGGUUUGGAGGAUAUGAAGUUGGUGGCAACCAGCUGCUUCAACGCCAAGAACAGGCUCUGCAAUCGAGCUGGACUCUCGCCUUUGCAGGCGGUGACGGGCAAGAACAACGUGGUCCCGCAGUCCAUCAUGGAUCAGCUCUGCAGUGGGCAAGUGCGCUGCACCAUCAAUGAUGAGUUGGAGGUGCGUGACGCUUUGGGACGAGCUGAGCGCAUCAGAUCAGCUGCAGUGGACAGUUUCAAUUGGGUGGAUUCUUCCGAAGUUAUCCGAAAGGCAUUGAAUUGCCGAUCACGUCCGCCAAAGCUGGACAACUUGCAGGAGGGCAUGACGGUCUAUGUCCAUGAGCCGCCACCAUCUCGACGAGGCCAACACCGUCGAUUACAAGAUCACUCGAGUUGGGACGGCCCUGGACUGGUGGUUUGCAUCGAGAAGCAGGAUGGUGCCCCUCGCCGAGUGUGGGUGAGGUUGCGUUCCAAGGUGCGUAGCUUUCCUCUGGAAAAGAUCCGGCUGGCAACCCCGGAUGAAAUGCUGGGAUCACAGUUUGUGAUCCAAGCGCUGGAUGAUGUGUUCAAAGACAUCAAAGAGGGUAAGUUGGUCUUGGAAGAGAACAAGCGUCGCUCGGUUUUACAACCUGCGACCCCUGCACCACCUGGAGCUCAACGACGAGGAGCCAACAUGGAUGCCGACUUCAUGCUGGAUGACAGAGAAGCAGAGCUUCGUGCGAGACAGGUGAGAAGGGUGGAGCUGAUGAGCGAUGUACCUCAUUCGGUGAGGCAAGCGAUUUCCACCAGCUCGAGCAGUGCCGCGACCAGCGUCGCCUUGGUGAGGGGACUCCAAGCAGAAGAACGUCAAGACCUCUUGGACGAGGAUGACGCGAUGCCCACUCUCACCGAUGGCGAUGAGGAGGUGGACUUGGCGAUGGAAGAGGCCGAGAGACAGGAGCCAAGCUCUAUGGCCUUUCAGCAGAAGAAGAAGAUGUUUGAAGAGAUCGGGCGCUCCAAACAAGGUAUGCCAUCGAAGCUCACGGAGGCACAGCUUCGAGCAGGCAUGGCUACGGCAAGCACUCAGGUGAAGAAGAUCCGAAAGUUGAUUCGGAAGUCCCGACAGGCAUCAAGCAAUGAUAUGAGAAAAAGGAGGACCGACAGGCAGACGGCUGCUAGUCUGGUCAUGUAUGCCGAGAAAACAGAUACGGCAUGCGAGAAGGUGUGGCAAGAUGCCUUACAAGAGAUGGAGCUGCAAGAGGCUUUUUGGACAUUGCCAGAGAUUGAGGAGAAAGCGGUGAAGGACAUGCAGGAUGACCUGGAGUGGCGAGACACUGCACAUGGCGCCGCGAUUGCCAGCAGCAAGAUCGUCACGGGAAAGGCUCGUUUGGAGCUGGCUUGGCAGAAGCUGGAUGAGAAGUGGCGCGCCGCCUUCAAGGAUCCGAUCUUGAAGGCGGUCAAGAUCUACUUUGAUCACGAUGCUUUGGAGGGUGUGCCCAAGGACAAGUACAUCGACCCGAAGCGCAUCCUCAACUCCCGCUUUGUCCUCACAAACAAGGGUGGGUACGACCUGUCGGAGGCGCAGUUGAAAGCCCGUCUCAUCUUGGGAGGUCACAAUGAUCCGGACAUGGGCAGGUAUGCCACUCUGGCACCAACGGCAGCACUUCUGGCGCACAAUCUGAUUAACUGGCUGAGUGUGCAGUUGGGUUGGACAGUACACUAUGAAGAUGUGUCUAGUGCCUUUUUGCAAGGCAAGCAUCUACCUCGAGAACGCGAGGUCUACAUGAAGAUUCCCCAGGGCUACCCGGAGUAUGUGCAGGAGUUCAUCCGACUUCAACUUGGAGACGGAUACCGAGCUGAUUUGGUGCGCAUGACCAAGGGAGGAUUUGGCCUUCCAGAGAGCCCUCGACUGUGGUAUUUGGAGUACGCCGACACCCUCAAGAUCUGCGGCAUGCGAGAACUGAAUUUGCUGCCUGGGGUCUUCGUGGCGUACCAUGAUGAUGGAUCCCUCAGGGCUUUGGCUUGCAUACAUGUUGAUGACACCAGGUAUGCUGGUGAUGAAUCGUCAGAGAAGAUUUGGGAGGAGGUUCACAAGCGCCUCAACUUUGGAAAGCUGCGCAAAGCCACUGAUGGCUGGACAAAGUUUUGUGGGUGUUGGGAACGACAAGAUCCCCAGACCCUGGAGUUCAUCUACCAGAUGGACGAGUAUGCCAAGCUCUUUCAGAAGGUGACCAUCCGGCGUACCGCCGACAACCUCAUGACCAAGGAGGAGAAAGUGGAGCUGUCAUCCCUGAUUGGCCAGCUCAACUGGAUGAGCCGCCAGGGAAGGUAUGACCUUUCUUUUGGGGUCUCACAUGUGCAGCAGUUGGCUGCGGGUGAUGGGAAGGAAGCUUUGGAAUGGCCCAACAAGGUGGUGUAUCGAGCCAAGCAGUCCCAACAUCAGGUGGUCAAGAAGUUCGACGACUGGCAGAACUUCGUGGUGAUUUCCGCGAGUGACGCGGCAUAUGGAGCUCAGCCAGGUGGACGAAGCCAAGGUGGAGUCGUGGUGGGUCUGGCUGAAGCGAAGAUCUUGGAAGGUGAGGCCAAGAUCUGCAUAGUGGAAGCGGCCAGCAUGAAGAUCCAGCGCGUGGUUCGAUGCAGCAUGAGCGCUGAGGUUAGCAUGGCCGCUACAGCUUUUGAGCACGGAGAUUUCGUGAGGGCAGCUUUGUCAGAGAUGAUCAACCGAGACUUCCAGCUCAAGCAAUGGAAGUUGUGGGCGAGCAUGCGCCCACACUAUCUGGUGAUCGAUGCGAAGACAGGCUUCGACGUCCUCACGAAUGAGACUCAGACCACGGACCGCAAGAUCCAAAUUGAUUUGGCCGUCCUCAAACAGGCCUUGACAGAGAACACCUCCGAGACCUUCGUCAAAUGGGUGCCGGGGCAUCACAUGAUCGCGGAUGCGAUGACCAAGUGGUUCAACAAUGGAGCCCUGGUGAAAGCUCUCACUGAAGGAGUGUGGUCACUGAGAGAUACGGAAGAGGCGUCCAAUUUACGCAAAGAGGCCGCGCGAAAACGCCAGCAAUACAAAGAUGCUCGCAGGGACCGAGGGGGGGAUGUGUGAAUACAGUGCACAGUAUGACCCUUCAACUCAGUUGUCCCUGGAGCGUAAUUCGCAUGGACCCGAAGCCAUUUUGGCUGCUGGCACAGGACCCACGU